Messenger RNA from Aspergillus terreus NIH2624, 1275 nucleotides. RefSeq names its product pepsin-like aspartic protease. The transcript has 3 exons. Gene Ontology annotation, molecular function: aspartic-type endopeptidase activity. Lineage: Eukaryota; Fungi; Ascomycota; Eurotiomycetes; Eurotiales; Aspergillaceae. The coding region runs from base 1 to 1275 and encodes 424 amino acids. Gene Ontology annotation, biological process: proteolysis. The record is from RefSeq and is a predicted model, not a curated record.
AUGAAGCUCCCCGAGUCCCUUUUAAUCGCCCUAUCUCUCAGCUAUGGAGUGUUGUCGGCCCCAACCCCCGGACAACCUCAACUGAACGGCAGGUCCUUCAAAGUUGAGCGAGUACGGCGUGGUGCCGGCACGAUCCAUGGCCCGACAGCUCUCCGCCGCGCAUACGAGAAGUUUGGGAUCGUGCCGAUGGACCUUGGAAUCGACUUGGAUGACUUCGUGCCCAUCUCCAAGCACGCCGCGUUGCAGCAAGACGUAGCGGAGCCCGAUCAGACCGGUGCGGUCAGUGCGGCCUCAGUGCAGAACGAUGCAGCAUUCGUCUCUCCGGUUAAAAUUGGCGGCCAACAGAUUGUGUUGAACUUUGACACCGGUUCCUCGGACUUCUGGGUACUGAACAGCCGGCUUCCCAAGCUGGACACGAGGGGUCGCACCGUUUAUAACCCUUCCAACUCGUCCACGUUCAAGCAGAUGAAAGGCUCCACCUUCAACAUCACCUAUGGCGACACCUCCUUUGCGUACGGCGGCGUGGGCACCGACGUUGUCGACGUCGGCGGCGUCACCGUCCAGGACCAGGCGAUCGGCAUCCCAACGACGGUGUCCUCAUCAUUCCUGGAAGACACCUAUUCGAACGGCAUUGUCGGGCUGGCGUUUUCCAAACUUAACACGAUCUCGCCCAAUCAGCAAAAGACCUUCUUCGACAAUGUCGCCCCAAUCCUGGACGAGCCCGUGCUCACAGCCUCCCUGAAGAGCGACGGCGUGGGCGAGUACGAGUUCGGCGUCAUCGACCACGACAAAUACCAAGGUGACCUGGCCAACAUCACCAUCGACUCGUCGAGCGGGUUCUGGGAGUUCGUGUCGGCGUCGUUUUCGGUCGGUGGUGGCGCCCUGCAGGACGUCCGUGACGUGCGCCGGUCCAUCGCCGACACCGGUACCUCGCUCAUGCUGCUGGACCAGAGCGUCGUGGAUGCAUACUACAAGCAGGUUCAGGGAGCAGUGUAUGUCAGCAGCGCCAGUGGGUACAUUUAUCCGUGCAGUGCGGUGCUUCCGAAUUUGACGAUGGCGGUUGGCGAGAAGCACUAUGCUACUGUGCCCGGGGAGUAUAUGAACUUUUCCGAAAUAGGUACCAACAAGACAACCGGCGAGACAGUUUGUUAUGGGGGCGUUCAAUCCAACCAGGGAACCUCGAUGCAGAUCUUCGGCGACGUGUUUUUGAAGGCGUUCUUUACUGUCUUUGAUCUGCGCGGACCAUCGCUCGGCCUGGCGUCGCCUAAUUUCUGA